AUCUCUUUUUGUAAAGAAAGACACAAACUUCUAAAAUAUGCCAUAGAAAAAUGAAUGCAGAAUUUUGAUAUCUCAAUAUUGCAUGUUGAUUUAUCGAUGGUGAUGGUGAGAUGGCAUCUGAAUUUAGUCAGUUUCCACAUUAUCCUUCAAGUCUCACGCACAAAUGUUUUCCAGUUCGCAGUAUACGAAAGAGUAACCAAGAUGAAGGAGGUGCUUGGGUUGUAGAAUUAAAAGCAGAGAAAAAAAGGCAGUUGGAAGCUUUAACGAAGAGGAAAAAAUAUAGAGAAAAACAAUUUAAUACAUACAGAGAUGUCACAAAAUUUACAUGUUCUUAUCUUAUAAAGCAAUUUUGUGUUGACAAACCAUCAGAUUUAUGUUGUGUUAACAUAAGUGGUAAAGAUUUACACCCAGAAAAAAGUGAAGAUUUCUCCACUUUUGAAAAUAUUGUGAAUGUUGACGCAAGUGACAAUCAGUUGUCAUUAGAAACAUUUCGAAGUUUUCCAAAGCUAGAAGAAUUACAACUACAAGUGAAUAGCAUAUCAUGCAUUCAUACCACCCACAAUGACUUUCCAUUGUUGUGUUCACUAAACUUGUCUUACAAUGCAGUAAAUGAGAAAUCUCUUCUGAAUCUAGGAAAACUAAGAAAUCUUCAAAAGCUGUAUUUGCAAGGAUGUGAAUUAUCCCAUUUGCCACCAGAGCUUGGUCGUGGUUAUCAAAUAUCAGAAAAUGACACAGAUGAAAAGAAAGAAAAGUGUGAAAACAAAACGCGAUUUCCAAAACUGACACAUUUAAAUCUUUCAGAGAAUGGACUUACUGAUAUUACAACCUUUGCUAGUGUGGCUGGAUUACAGAAGCUGGAGUCUUUGGAUUUAUCUCACAAUAAAAUAACUGGUGUUCCUCAUUUGCGUUUGAUGGUGACACACCGUCACUUUAGUUUGUCAACGUGUCAUGCAGAAUCUGUCCCACGAAUUAAUCAUGUUGUUAGUGCUGAUUCGAAAAAAAGUUCAUUAUCCCCUAAGACAUCUCUACCAGAAAAAGUAACUAAAGCAGUACCUUUAAAAUUUGGUACCGCUCGAAAAAAAAAGAAAACUAAAGUUGUAUCAGAGCUCGAUCAUUUUAAUGAUCACCCAAUGUCAGUAUCAGAUCAGUUAUCAACAUCUGAUCCUGUAACUCCCAGUCUUGUGUCAACACCUGGUCCUGUGUCAGCAUCAUAUCAUGUAUCAUCACCUGAUAAUGUGUCAUUAUCUGAUCCACGGCCAUCUGAACCUGCCUCAUCUGACCCUGUGUCGCCUUCUGAUCAUGUGUCAACUUCUGAUAGUGUGUUAACAUCGGAUCCUAUCAAUGACAAGAUCAAUGUUUCUUUGGAAGAUGACAUAAGUCAAGCUAUUGACGAUGUACUGCUACCAGAUGACGACGAAAAUGAGACUGAUGAAUUAUUAAAUAUGAAUUUUGGUAACGAGUUCAAUUUCAGCUUAACAGGUGAUAUUACUGCUGAUAAUAUAUUCAACCAAAGGGACGAGGAAAAUCUUAAUUUAACUGUGGAGGACUUGAUAAACGAUGAAAUUAUGCGACCAUUUCCUUGCCUCGUAACAUUGGAUUUGUCAUGUAAUCAGAUUGCAGACGAAGAAUCAUUGCUUGCUUUAGCAUCAUGGCCUUGUCUUCAAGUAUUAAAAGUCUGGGGAAAUCCUUUGAUGACGUCAUUUAAGGGUACACCACCUGUACUUGCUCAUCACCUGCAAAAAAUGUGUGGAAUUACCAUUCACAGGAAAGCACCUAAGAAUGAUGAGACGCGUCAACCAAUAGCACCAUCGAUUGCAAAGACAGCGAAAUCAUAUCGUGUAAAGACAGACCUCCCGCCUAUCAAGAGAAACAAUCUCUUGAUGAUCGAAGCUGCCAUUACAGAUGCAAUUGAAAGUAAGAAACUUUCAGAAGGAAAGCUAGCUAAGGAGGAGCCAGACAGUAAGGAUAAAUUGGAUGAAGGUGAUGUGAAAGCAAGCGCUGACAUAGAGAAAGAAAAUGGUGGCAAUGAAAAUAUAUUUAUAACACAAGUUGAUGAAGUUGAACAAGAAAACGAAAAAGUUAAAACGCCAACGAAAAUGUGGGAAAAAACGAAUAAAAUUGACAGGAAAUAUCAAGGUUAUGAAUUACUACUAAAAGACGAUGAUUCAGUUGAUGGUACAGACGGAGAUGUCCCACUGCCAUCUACACUUCAAGGUUCGGUGCAUGCAUUGAAGCAUAUGCUUGACCAUCCAUUAGUGUUUAAAGAUGGCAGCUACAAUGAGAAUAGAAGAAAACAUCCUCAGCGGACAAAAAAACCAAGAAAAACAAAGAGUGCACCGCCUAAACAGCAUGUGGAUGAAGUGACAACCGCUUUAGAGAACAUUCGAGUACAACAAACAUCAUAUCAAGAUAACCUAGGUGAUGUAAUAGAACGAUACGAUAUCGACCCAGAAACACGACGACAAUUUCCUGAAGUUAAGAAAAUGAUGAAACGAGUACAACAUAAAUACGAUGAAGUUCGUUUCCAGUCUUUAAGACCAGUAUCAGCAUCCCAAGAUCAACAAGGAGGUCUGGGGACUCGUAGUGACCGUCCCACGCAAGAACUUAUCCUUUCCCGUAUGAAGCAUAGAAAAAUAGGUGAUAUGUGCUCAUCAUCAAAUGGAGGUUCCCCAAAAACGAAAUUCCGUGGCACGACGCCAGUUUACACGAAGUAGACUUUUCUUUUAAUGCGUUCUGUAUAUUAUCUCUUUGAUGUUAUUAUUUAUUUUUUAAACAUAUCAGGAUUUGUGAUUUAUUUUAAUACAUGUAUAUUUUUGAAUGACAAGUAAUAUAUAAAAUAUAAUUUUCCGUAAAACGAAA
Messenger RNA from Hydractinia symbiolongicarpus, 2859 nucleotides. RefSeq lists its product as uncharacterized. The record is from RefSeq and is a predicted model, not a curated record. Lineage: Eukaryota; Metazoa; Cnidaria; Hydrozoa; Anthoathecata; Hydractiniidae. Gene Ontology annotation, molecular function: protein binding. The coding region runs from base 111 to 2714 and encodes 867 amino acids. The transcript has 14 exons. Gene Ontology annotation, cellular component: nucleus.